AUGAAAAAUAGUUGUGAAGAAACAAAAAUAAUUGUGUUUGGUCGCAAAAAAAUUGGUUUUUUAAAUGCUGGGUCGCUUGGGACGGGCCAUGAUGAGCUCGUGGUGGCAAUAGAUCGUCAUCGACUCGAUAUACUGGCAUUAAAUGAAACUUGGCUUAAAGAGGGCGAGGAGGGACGAGCGCCUAUAGUUCCUGGUUACCGUCUACGUCACAAGCCUCGGCCCGUCGCAGCAUCCCGAAGUCGUGGGGGUGGGGUCGGAUACUAUAUUAAAAAAGGCAUAUCUGUAGAGGUAAUAUCGCAUCCAGAAAACCCGAUCGUCGAACAGAUGUGGGUAAGUACCAGAGUUAAAGGUAAACGUAUCAUCAUCGGCACCGCUUAUCGGCCACCUUGGUUGAAGGCACGUAUCUUCUUGGACGCACUCACAGAUACUUUUGCUUCGCUGACGAGUUACGACCACAUAUUCCUGCUUGGUGAUUUUAACAUAAAUAUUUUGUGUAAAAGCAGUUCGCUGACUCGAAUGUUAUAUGAAUUUUUGAAAGUUACUAACAUGCAACAGUAUGUAGAUUCCCCUACACAUUUUACCAGUCAUAGUGAGACCCUGAUUGACCUCAUAUGUUCUAAUACACAGCCAAUAGGAGUACGAGUGGAUUAUGUGUGCUCACUUAGUGAUCAUGCUAUACUAUCCUGUGAAGUUGGUGUCCGUAAAGAUACAAAACAUAGCAAUCGCAUUCACUUUAGGCAACUAAAAGGUAUAAACGAUAAUGAAUUUUCUGAAUUAAUGAAUAUUAUAGGGUGGCCUGAGGUGCAACCGACAGAAGGUGUUGAUUACAUGACAUCAGAUCUUAAUGACAAGAUACUAAAGGUAUUUGAUAUAUUAUCACCAUUAAAACUACGCCAUUUUAAAGACGUUGGUUAUCCUUGGAUUACAUACAACAUAAAGUUAAUGAUGAAGAAACGAGACGAGGCUCACAAGAGGGCGCGGUCGACUAAAUCUGAGAAUCAUAUUGUUUUUUAUAAAAAUCUCAAACGUACGGUUCAAAGUGCGAUUUACAGAGAGAAAUGUGUAUACUACAAAACUUUUAUAAACAAUAACUUGAAAAAUUCCGCAUAUUUAUGGAAAAAUCUAAAGCGCUAUGUAGCAUUUAAGACUAAAAAAAAGCCAUAUUUUGCCAUCAAGUCUUAG
Melitaea cinxia (Glanville fritillary) is the source of this 1182-nucleotide messenger RNA. RefSeq lists its product as uncharacterized. The record is from RefSeq and is a predicted model, not a curated record. The transcript has a single exon. Gene Ontology annotation, molecular function: catalytic activity. The coding region runs from base 1 to 1182 and encodes 393 amino acids. Lineage: Eukaryota; Metazoa; Arthropoda; Insecta; Lepidoptera; Nymphalidae.